This is a messenger RNA of Blepharisma stoltei, 447 nucleotides long. The record is from the annotation of a GenBank genome assembly. NCBI's taxonomy places the organism in Eukaryota, Ciliophora, Heterotrichea, Heterotrichida, Blepharismidae.
AUGACUUUCCUCAAACUCAACUCACAAUUAAUGCAGUAUCAGCAAUAUGCGUAUUUUUAUAUAGAUUGCAUUUUUUUAGCGUUCUAUAGCCCUUUUGAAGAUAGAGUUAUUCAAAUUACAAAUAUAAUUACUGAAUUUGGAAUUUCAAUCAUUUUUCUUCUCCUAACUCCAUAUUUUUUUGAUUUGGGGCAAGCUGGGAUUGAUAUUAUGGACAAUUUAAUUAUGUGUUUUACUACAUGUCUUGUGGUAGUGCAAGCUACUGGGCCAUUUAUAAAUUCAAUAAAAGAAUUGUAUAUUGCUACCAAAAGAAGUUUAAAUGAAAAUUCACAAUCAAACCAAAUUAAAAUGUCAAAAAGUCCGAAAAAGCAUGAUUUAAACAAUUUGGACAAUUUUUUUGAUGAUACAAAUCGAAUAAGUACAACAGAAAAAAGAAUAAUAAUUAUGUAA